Gastrolobium bilobum is the source of this 1240-nucleotide messenger RNA. RefSeq names its product ATP synthase subunit delta', mitochondrial. Gene Ontology annotation, biological process: proton motive force-driven ATP synthesis. Gene Ontology annotation, molecular function: proton-transporting ATP synthase activity, rotational mechanism. Bases 124 to 717 code for a protein of 197 amino acids. The record is from RefSeq and is a predicted model, not a curated record. NCBI's taxonomy places the organism in Eukaryota, Viridiplantae, Streptophyta, Magnoliopsida, Fabales, Fabaceae. The transcript is spliced from 2 exons.
UCUCUCACACACACUCUCUCUCUUCACAAACAUAACAGACGCGCACACUCUCUCUCUCUCUAUCUCUUUGCAUUUCUCUCUCCGACCUUGCGAGACCGAGCGAUCCCAACCCUUAUUGUCGAUAUGUUCCGCCGCGCAACAGCAACCCUUCUUUCCGGCGCCACCCGCCGCCGAUUCUCGACGGAUCUGCCGGCGGCACCCACCGUAGAUUCGAGCUUCGUGGAGGCGUGGAAGAAAGUGAGCCCUAACAUAGACCCACCAAAGACUCCCUUUGCUUUCAUGAAGCCUCGUCCCCCAACCCCUUCCACGCUCCCUACGAAGCUCACCGUUAACUUCGUCCUUCCUUACACUUCCGAAUUAUCUGCCAAAGAGGUUGACAUGGUCAUAGUACCAGCAACAACUGGGCAGAUGGGUGUUCUCCCAGGACAUGUAGCAACAAUUGCAGAGUUGAAACCUGGGGUUCUAUCUGUCCAUGAGGGGAAUGAUGUGACCAAGUAUUUUGUCAGCAGCGGAUUCGCCUUCAUCCAUGGAAACUCUGUUGCUGAUAUAAUAGCUGUUGAGGCUGUACCAAUUGAUCAAAUUGAUUCAAACUUAGUCCAGAAGGGUCUUCAAGAGUUCACUCAGAAGCUUAGCUCAGCCACAACGGAUUUGGAGAAAGCCGAAGCUCAGAUUGGGGUUGAUGUCCAUAGUGCUCUCAACUCAGCUCUUACAGGCUAAGUACUGUAGUUGAGCUUUCCUUUUCGAUUGUUUAUUUUCUACCUGCUGUGACUGCGUUGCAUUGAUUUGUCUCAGUGUAAACAUUUUCAUCAAGUAUUUCUCUGUUGGAAGUAACUUGAUAAAAUAAUAUUUCAACAGCUUCCAUCUAGCUCAAGGAAGUUGAGCGAGACCUUGAAUUUAGAAACAAAAGGCUUAAUUUUUGUUUUGGAUUAUAGGCAAUACGAGUCAACUCCAUAAGACGCGCCUUUAAUAUAUAUUGAGUCAUGUCUCGUCUACAACUUCUGCUUCAUUUUGCUUCUACAUAUGCAAUUUCAAUGAGCAUGAUGAAUGCUAUGGAUUAAAGUCGAACAACUCGAGAGAAGUUGAAGUAUUUGAUUCUGCUUGAGAUCUGAAUUCUCUCGCUGGGCAUGUUGAACAAUGCAAGCAAAUCAUAAUGUAAAAUUCAAAUCAUUAGCACUUUUUUGUUGUGUACAUUGGAUGUAAGAAGGUAAGAGAUGGGGUAUAGGCCAUACAUUAUUACCGC